Physeter macrocephalus (sperm whale) is the source of this 519-nucleotide messenger RNA. RefSeq names its product DPEP2 neighbor (gene DPEP2NB). The record is from RefSeq and is a predicted model, not a curated record. Lineage: Eukaryota; Metazoa; Chordata; Mammalia; Artiodactyla; Physeteridae.
AUGGGUGGGGAGGCCCAGAGACUCUCUGACUGGAUCAUCUAUAUUUACUCUAACCUGUCCUCUGUUCCCUGGGUGGGCAGUGCAGCGGCAGCAGUGGCUCCCGUUUCUCCUCCUACACCUGGUCCCUACCAUGUCCUCUACCGAGGGUGUGGAGAAACGCACUUGGGCUGGCAUGGGGAGACAUACUGCCUGGUUGGUGGCUACCGGGCCUACGGGGAUGUUCCUUUGGCCACGCCAACAAAGGGUGAAGCAGAGAAGCCAUCCCCCAGGCGUGCUCCCAAGAGAAAGCACGCUCCGGAAGAGUCGGACGAAGAUCUUGGUUGCUCCAGACCCAAAAUCCGGCGAUUGUAGCAUGGUGCCAGAAGGCGGACCCCACAGAAUCUUGCUGGCUGAGCCAUCUUGAAGAGAGAGCAAUGGUUUAACUGCCUAAGGCAGCGAAUGCCUCUUUCUGCAGUGACCCCCCCCGCCCCCCCACUGCCCACUGCCACAGAUUAGAACUUGCGUCGUUCUGUCUGAGCC